AAAAAAAACCUUUUUUUUUAUUUUUUUAUAAUUUUCUCCCAUUACUAUCCAAGAACCUUCUUCGCUCGAUGGCGUGAGGAGCUGCCAAAGUCCGGGACUUUUCAUUCUUCCUGUUCAAAUAAAAAAAGAAAAUUUGGGUUUGGUUUUUUCAAAUGAAAUGAAACAUAUUUGAUUCAGUCAUCUUUCCUCGUCGCCACCCCAUUAAGACUCUUCCUCAGAGCUUUUUUCUUGCAAAAGACGUCCUCUAUUUUUUUUUUUUUUUUAAUUUUUAACAAAGCAGGCCGUAGCAGCCUCUGUGGAAAUGGGAACGUCCUCAUUUUUAUUUCAAUGCCUUUGACUUUGGACAUUUCCAUCUUUCAAAAACGCCAUUCCAACAACAACAACAGAAUGGAAAACCCUCCAACCCCAAGCUCUAUAAUUAACACAUCUCCUUUUCAUUACGCAGAUACUCUGUUAUCCCUUUCAAUGUCUUGUUCUUAAAGCUACUUGCUUUUAGAUUAUAUACCGACGAUCAUAAACAACAGGUUCUUUCAUUCUUUCUCGCUUCUUUGUAUUUGUAUUUGUAUUUGUACCAUAGUUUUAUAUGUAUACAUACUUCUUUUUAAUUUGUAAAUUAUUUUGUAGUACUAGGUGUGGCUUUUCGAAUUCUGGGUUGUUUUUUGUUUCUUAAUAUCUGUUGCUGAAGUUUGGUUUUUUAGCAAAUUUGGGUGAAAUCACAAUCUGGGUAUUUCUUGAAUUUUGUUGAUUUGUUAACUUUUGAGCUGUUGGAGAUGUCUUUGAUCCAUAGAUCAUAGCCUCAAAAGUGGUUCCUGUAGAUUUUGUUACUGUAUUUUAUAUUCCUCUGAUCUAAGAGAAGAAAGUUGAAGGGGAUCCUGGAUUUGUUUUGGGGAUGGAUUCAAAAAUCCCAGUUGAGAAUUUGUUUAGUAUUGAACCCGUUCUAAGUUCCUCGUCAAGAAGGAGCAUUUCUACUCAUUCCAAAGCUUCGAGUGGGAAUUCCAUUAGGGAAGUGAAUUUUAGUGAUUUGGGGUCAAAACCUGUAAGAUAUGGAUCUCAUGGUGCUGAGUCAGAGACAUAUAGCAUGUCACAGAAAGAGAUCAAUGAUGAAGAUGCUAGGUUGGUACAAAUAAAUGAUCCUGUCAAGACAAAUGAGAGGUUUGAGUUUGCUGGGAAUUCCAUUCGGACUGGAAAGUACUCAAUCUUAACAUUUUUGCCUAGGAACUUGUUUGAGCAGUUUCACAGAGUUGCCUAUAUAUACUUCCUUGUGAUUGCCGUGCUUAAUCAGCUGCCUCAGCUUGCGGUUUUUGGCCGUGGAGCUUCCAUUAUGCCAUUGGCAAUUGUCCUUCUGGUUACAGCAGUUAAAGAUGCAUAUGAGGACUACAGGCGCCAUAGGUCGGACACGAUUGAGAAUAAUAGGCUAGCAUCAGUUUUGGUAAAUGACCACUUUCAACAAAAGAAAUGGAAGAACAUUCAGGUUGGUGAGAUAAUCAAGAUUCAUGCAAAUGAAACUAUUCCUUGUGAUAUGGUUCUGCUCUCAACUAGUGAUCCGACUGGGGUUGCAUACGUGCAGACUAUUAAUUUGGAUGGAGAGUCCAAUUUGAAGACACGAUAUGCAAAACAGGAGACCGUUCUAAAGAUUACUGAAAAGGAGAAGAUUGCUGGGUUGAUUAAGUGUGAGAAACCCAACAGGAACAUAUAUGGGUUUCAGGCUAACAUGGAAAUUGAUGGGAAACGGGUGUCGCUUGGUCCCUCCAAUAUUAUACUUCGUGGCUGUGAGCUCAAAAAUACUGCUUGGGCAGUUGGGGUUGCCGUCUAUGCUGGCCGUGAGACCAAAGUGAUGCUUAACAGCUCAGGAGCCCCAUCUAAGAGGAGCCGGCUUGAGACUCAUAUGAACUCGGAGAUCAUCUUCCUCUCACUGUUUCUUAUUGCUCUGUGUACAGUUGUCUCUGUCUGUGCUGCUGUUUGGUUGAGGCGCCACAGAGAUGAGUUGGACUACUUGCCCUUUUACAGAAGAAAGGACUUCUCUGAGGCAGAAGAAGAAAAUUAUAAUUAUUAUGGAUGGGGAUUGGAAAUAUUUUUCACAUUCCUUAUGUCGGUAAUUGUGUUCCAGAUCAUGAUCCCCAUCUCGUUGUAUAUUUCCAUGGAGCUAGUCCGGGUUGGUCAGGCUUACUUCAUGAUUCGAGAUACCCAAAUGUAUGAUGAAUCUUCAGAUUCAAGAUUUCAGUGUCGGGCUUUGAAUAUUAAUGAGGACCUAGGGCAAAUAAAAUAUGUUUUCUCUGACAAAACUGGUACACUUACUGAGAACAAAAUGGAAUUUCAGUGUGCCAGCAUUUGGGGGGUAGAUUACAGUGGUGGAAAGGCCACUUCACAAGAUCAGGAAGAUGGUUACUUUGUCGAAGUGGAUGGGAAGGUUUUGAGGCCUAAGAUGAAGGUAAAGACUGACCCCGAGCUUCUACAAAUUGCAAAGAAUGGAAAAGAGACAAAAGAUGGCUGUCAUGUCCAUGAUUUCUUCCUUGCACUAGCAGCUUGCAAUACAAUUGUACCUCUAAUCCUUGAUACGCCUGAUCCUAUUGUGAAGUUGAUAGAUUACCAAGGGGAGUCUCCAGAUGAACAGGCAUUGGUCUAUGCUGCUGCAUCAUAUGGAUUUAUGCUGAUAGAAAGAACCUCUGGCCAUGUUGUUAUUGACAUUCAAGGAGUUAGGCAAAGGUUCAAUGUUUUGGGUUUACACGAGUUUGAUAGUGAUCGGAAGCGGAUGUCUGUUAUAUUGGGGUUCCCUGACCAAUCUGUAAAAGUGUUUGUAAAAGGUGCUGACACAUCAAUGUUUAGUGUCAUGGACAGAUCCAUGAAUAUAAAUGUAAAACGCAUAACUGAAGCCCAUCUUUAUUCUUACUCCUCAUUGGGCUUGAGAACACUUGUGGUUGGAAUGAGAGAAUUGAGUACUUCAGAAUUUGACGAUUGGCACUCUGCAUUUGAGGCAGCAAGCACUGCUCUAAUGGGUAGAGCCAGUUUGCUUCGGAAGGUUGCAAGCAAUAUAGAAAACAAUCUCUGCAUACUGGGUGCCUCUGGUAUUGAAGAUAAACUGCAACAAGGAGUGCCAGAAGCGAUUGAGUCUCUUAGAACAGCAGGGAUCAAAGUAUGGGUGUUGACUGGGGACAAGCAAGAAACUGCUAUAUCAAUUGGGUACUCCUCGAAGCUCUUGACGAGUAAAAUGACGCAAAUUAUAAUUAACAGCAACUCUAUGGAGUCAUGCAGAAAGAGUUUAGAAGAUGCCAUCAUCAUGUCUAAGAAACUCACUACUAUAUCAGGCAAUAUAAAUAAUACUGGAGGAACUUUAGGAACUGUUUUAACUCCAGUAGCCUUGAUUAUUGAUGGUACCAGCCUUGUAUAUAUUCUUGACAGUGAACUUGAAGAAAGGCUCUUCCAGUUAGCCUGUAAUUGUUCUGUGGUUUUGUGUUGUCGGGUGGCCCCGUUACAAAAAGCUGGAAUCGUUUCCCUUGUAAAGAAAAGGACUGUGGAUAUGACACUUGCCAUUGGGGAUGGUGCUAAUGAUGUUUCAAUGAUCCAAAUGGCGGACGUGGGAGUCGGCAUUAGUGGCCAAGAGGGUAGGCAAGCUGUAAUGGCAUCAGAUUUUGCAAUGGGGCAGUUCAGAUUCUUAGUUACUCUUUUGUUGGUGCAUGGCCACUGGAAUUACCAGCGGAUGGGCUACAUGAUACUAUACAAUUUUUACAGGAAUGCAGUGUUUGUCCUUGUUUUAUUUUGGUAUGUGCUCUUUACGUGUUUCACUUUGACCACUGCAAUCACUGAGUGGAGCAGUGUGUUGUAUUCUGUAAUCUACACAUCAGUGCCUACUAUAGUUGUUGGUAUUCUUGACAAGGACCUAAAUAGAAGAACUCUUUUAAAGUAUCCUCAGCUCUAUGGGGCUGGGCACAGACAAGAAUGCUACAACAAGAGACUUUUUUGGAUAACAAUGAUUGAUACUUUCUGGCAAAGUGCAGUUGCCUUUUUUAUUCCUCUUCUUGCAUACUGGGGCGGCACCAUUGAUGCAUCAAGUAUAGGAGAUCUUUGGACCCUUGCAGUUGUUAUAUUGGUUAAUUUACACUUGGCCAUGGAUGUCAUCCGCUGGAAUUGGAUAACUCACGUAGCCAUUUGGGGAUCUAUAAUUGCAACUUUUAUUUGUGUCAUCAUUAUUGAUGCUAUACCAACUUUAGUUGGUUACUGGGCCAUCUUUGAAAUAGUGAAGACUGGAAAGUUUUGGUUGUGUUUGCUUGCCAUCAUUGUAGCUGCGCUAAUUCCUCGUUUUGUUGUGAAGGUUCUUUAUCAGUUAUACACACCUUGCGAUGUUCAGAUUGCAAGGGAAGCUGAAAAGUUUCGGACUUUGAGUGAGUCUGCAGCUGUAGAAAUAGAAAUGAAUCCAAUCUUGGACCCUCCAAGGAGAUGAAAAAGAAUAUCAUGGCUUAGGAAUAGAGGAAGGAUUGCAGGUGCUGGGAUUUAAAUGCCAGACUUUCUGAAAGCUACCUCUUAAAAGUGGCUGCAAAGUUUUGGAUUCACUAAUUGGUUCGUUUAGUACAAGAGAUGAGUAUGACUUAGACUGUUAACUUGUGAUCAAUGAUGUUAGUAUCACAUUGGAAUUACCAAUGAUGCCAGAUAUCUCCUUGACACCAUCCAAACUGAGAAAACUUAGUUCAGUUCAUUCAAUCUCAUCAAGUUGUUGCAUUUCUUGCGGGACAAAAGAGAUCCUGAUCAGCUGUCAUUCUUCUCAAUAUCAUUGAGUUGGAUGAGUAGAAAUCAUCUUGCUGUCUAAAAUCUUUAAACACCAACCUUGAAACUGGAAUGGGGGGCAAUUAUCAAAAUAUAGAGUAAGAUCUACAUCUCUGAUUAUGUCAAACAAGUAACAGCAACAUGCAUGGCCAAGAUCUUGGAGUUAGCUGCAAGUUCAAAUGAAAACAUGAAGGGGUCAAAGCUUUGUGAUUGUAGUAGGAAACCAGAGAAGCCAAGGCAAAUGAAUGAAAAUAUGCAUGGCUGACAUUUCAAGCUCCUGAUUUAGUCAUUUUUGGUUUUUAGUUCCUGUUCUAUUAGUUCAACGAAAUAAAUAAUAAUUUUUUUAUUAUUAUUUGAGAAAGGAAGCUUCGAAUCUUACUCUUUUGAGUAUAGGAUCUUGCCCCAAUUACUAAGUCAAAUGCUCGGAUAUAAUAUAAUUUUUAUUUCCAAUGAAUGGUUUUUUAAUGUAAUCCCAUAGAUCCAUCAACGAGGCAUAGUU
Durio zibethinus is the source of this 5254-nucleotide messenger RNA. It is a transcript of the gene ALA1, whose product is annotated as aminophospholipid ATPase 1. The record is from RefSeq and is a predicted model, not a curated record. Gene Ontology annotation, biological process: phospholipid translocation. Gene Ontology annotation, molecular function: ATP binding; ATP hydrolysis activity; ATPase-coupled intramembrane lipid carrier activity. Lineage: Eukaryota; Viridiplantae; Streptophyta; Magnoliopsida; Malvales; Malvaceae. Gene Ontology annotation, cellular component: plasma membrane.